Elgaria multicarinata webbii is the source of this 1961-nucleotide messenger RNA. It is a transcript of the gene TDO2, whose product is annotated as tryptophan 2,3-dioxygenase. The transcript is spliced from 12 exons. Bases 53 to 1273 code for a protein of 406 amino acids. Lineage: Eukaryota; Metazoa; Chordata; Lepidosauria; Squamata; Anguidae. The record is from RefSeq and is a predicted model, not a curated record. Gene Ontology annotation, molecular function: L-tryptophan 2,3-dioxygenase activity; heme binding; metal ion binding.
AUAUUUUACCUUCGGGGGAUUGUAACUCAGUGCAUUAUUAGAUUCUGGAGUCAUGAGUGGGUGUCCAUUCUGGGAGAACAAAUACCAAUUUAAUUUUAAUAAGCUGUCUUUGGAGGAUGGGGAAGAGGACAAGUCACAAGAAGGGCUAAAUAAAGCUAGCAAAGGUGGACUUAUCUAUGGAGACUACCUGCAGCUGGACAAAAUAUUGAACGCUCAGGAACUUCAGAGUGAAAAGAAGGGGAACAAGGUCCAUGAUGAACAUCUGUUUAUUGUGACUCAUCAAGCUUAUGAACUAUGGUUCAAGCAGAUCCUGUGGGAACUGGAUUCUGUCCGAGUGAUAUUUCAAAAUGGUCAUAUGAGAGAUGAGAGGAACAUGCUUAAAGUUGUUGCUCGAAUGCACAGAAUUUCAAUGAUUCUUAAAUUACUAGUGGAACAAUUUUCUGUUCUGGAAACUAUGACAGCUCUGGACUUCUUUGACUUUAGAGAUUAUUUGAGCCCAGCUUCGGGAUUUCAGAGCUUACAGUUUCGAUUACUGGAGAAUAAGAUUGGUGUCCCUCAAAGCCUGAGAGUUCCAUACAACAGAAGACAUUACCGGGAUAACUUCAAGGGAAAAGAGAAUGAAUUAUUGCUUAAAUCUGAACAGGAGCCAACUCUACUUCAGCUAGUGGAAGCAUGGUUGGAAAGGACACCAGGACUUGAACCGGAAGGAUUUAAUUUCUGGGGGAAAUUUGAAGUGAAUGUACUUAAGGGACUGGAAGAGGAAUUUGCAAUGGUGCAGGCCAAAGAAGACUCAGAGGAAAAAGAAGAUCAACUGGCAGAACUUCAGAAACAAAAAGAAGUGCUUAUUUCAUUGUUUGAUGAAAAACGCCAUGAACAUCUUCUUAGUAAAGGUGAAAGAAGGCUGUCAUACAAAGCAAUGAAAGGAGCUUUAAUGAUCUACUUCUACAGAGAAGAGCCUCGCUUUCAGGUUCCUUUUCAACUUCUCACUUCCCUUAUGGAUAUCGACGUGCUGAUGACUAAAUGGCGAUAUAACCAUGUGUGUAUGGUGCAUAGAAUGAUUGGCAGCAAGGCUGGGACAGGAGGAUCAUCAGGAUAUCAGUAUUUACGCUCAACUGUGAGUGACAGAUACAAAGUGUUUGUUGAUUUGUUCAAUCUUUCAACGUACUUGGUGCCAAGACACUGGAUCCCUCGGCUGAACCCAACUGUUCAUAAAUUCCUUUACACAGCAGAAUAUUGUGACAGUUCCUACUUCAGCAGUGAUGAUUCAGAUUAAAAACCUUCCUGAUAAUCCUUGUAAAUAACUGAAUUGUAACUGGAAGAAGCUUGGUCUUUAAUGUUAAACCUUAUAUGCAGUUAGAUAAUGUAUGCAUAUGUUUAUAAAUAUUUAUGCACAAUGUACUAUAGCAUUUAAAGAACAUGCCUUUUAGAUAAGUUAUCAGAAAUAAAACUUAAGAGAUGAGAUAAACAUCUGAGACUUCCAUUUUUUAAAAUGGUUUAAACUGCUGCUGCCGCCUGUUUUAAAUUGCUUUAUCUGAUUCAUUAUGCUGGUUUAUAGCAUGUUUAGGUUGCUGUUUUAGUUUUUUAAUGGUAAAGUACUGCUUCAGUUGUAUGAUGUUUUUAAAUCAUGUAUGUGAGCCGCCUUGGGCUUGCUACAAAAAGUAGCACAAACAUAUUACAAAUAUAAAUAAAAUUUCACACUGUGAUUUUAAGUAAGAUGCCACAGUCUAUUCAAACAAAAGCUAUAUCCCUGCAGGAGCCAUAAUAUUUAUUAUUAUUGAUUUUUCAUAUUGUGGGGAGAUUGUCAAUUCCAUGUUAUUUGGUUAUGGCAGGCCUUAGCAGCUGUUGCUGGGACACUGAAGAGGUCUAGGAAGACUCAACCACUUCUUCUUCUUCUUCACGUAACGCAUGGCAGAUAUGAAUCUGAUUAUAACUGACUCAAAACAUUAAAUGGUAUAAAAAGA